UCUGUAUUUCUCAUUAUUGCUUUUCCUUUGAAGACUUCACUCCAAUUCCUUUAAUGGAGAUAGCUGCUGCUGCUUCUUCUUCUUCUUCAUCUUCAUCGUCAUCCUUCUUAAACUCAGAACCGUAUUUCAUCUACGAUGUGUUCAUCAGCCAUUCGGGAGAAGAAAUAAGUAGAAAUUUCGUUUCUCAUCUCCAUAAUGUCCUUUUGCAAGCUCAAGUCCAAACUUUGGUUGAUGAGGGGAAUCUGCAGGAGGGAAUGAACCUGGAAGAACACAUGCGAGCAAUAUCAGAAUCUAAGAUCAUAAUAAUCGUUUUCUCCAAAACAUACAUCGAAUCUACUUGCAGUUUUCUAGAGUUCGAAAAAAUCAUUGAGUGCCACAAAACUUUCGGCCAAAUAGUUUUGCCCGUAUUUUACCAGAUUGACCCAUUCGAGGUAUGUAACGAAGGUUAUUUUGGAAAAGCUUUAGAAGCAGAUGCACAGAAAAGUUAUUCAGAAGAACAACUGGAGCAUUCAUUGUCCUGGUGGGUCUGUGCACUCACCAUUGCUGCAGGUAUCAAUGGUUGGAAUGUCAGAGAUUUCAGGUAUGAUGCUGAACUUGUGGAACUAAUUGCUAGCCGCGUUCAGACAUUGUUGGAUUAUAAAGAGUUGUUUAUUACCAGAUUUCCUGUUGGAUUAGACUCCCAUGUGAAAAAGGUGAUUGGAUGUAUUGAAAAUCAUUCCACCAAAGUCUGUAUGAUAGGGAUUUGGGGAAUGGGAGGGUCAGGGAAAACAACCAUAGCCAAAGCCAUCUACAAUCGAAUUUAUCGUGAAUUCAUUGGUAAGAGUUUUAUUGAAAAUAUUAGAGAAGCUUGUUCUAGUAGAGGCGUUCAUCGUUUGCAAGAAAAUCUUCUUUAUGAUGUCCUAAAAUCCAAGUUUAAGGUGGAAAGUGUUGGGUUGGGAAGAACUAUGAUUGAGAAUGAACUUUCUCGAAAAAAGUUACUCAUUGUGCUUGAUGAUGUGAAUGAAUUUAUUCAAUUACAAUACCUAUGUGGGAAUUGUGAAUGGGUUGGUCAAGGAAGUGUAAUAAUUAUUACAACCAGAGAUGUACACCUACUAAACCUACUCGAAGUUACCUAUGUUUUUAAAAUGGAUGAUAUGAACGAAAAUGAGUCUCUUGAACUUUUUAGUUGGCAUGCCUUUGGAGAAGCAAAACUAAGAAAAGAGUUGAAUGAACUUGCAAAAAACAUAGUUGCUUAUUGUGGAGGACUACCACUGGCUCUUGAGGUUCUUGGUUCCUAUUUAUGUGAUAGGACAAAGGAACAGUGGAAAAGUGUAUUUUCAAAACUAAAAAUAAUUCCCAAUUAUGAAGUUCUACACAAUUUGCGUGCUAGUUUUGACGGUUUACAUGAUGAUACGGAAAAGGAAAUAUUUCUUGAUGUAUGUUGUUUUUUUAUUGGUAAAGAGAGAGGCUAUGUCACUCAGAUACUAAAUGGUUGUGGACUACAUGCUGAUAUUGGAAUACGAGUUCUCAUAGAACGUGAUCUAAUUAAAGUUGAAAAGAACAACAAACUAGAAAUGCAUCCUUUGUUACGAGAUAUGGGAAGAGAAAUUAUUCGUCAAAGAUGGCCAGUGGAACUGGAGAACAGGAGUCGAUUAUGGUUUCAUGAUGAUGUAAAAGAAGUACUGACAAACAAUACUGGGACAGAAGCUAUUGAAGGAUUAUCCCUGAAGCUGCAGUUAAAUAGCAGAGAUUGCUUUGAAGCUCAUGCUUUCGAGAAAAUGGAGAGAUUAAAACUGCUACAACUGGAUCAUGUACAACUUACUGGAGAUUACGGGUACCUUUCUAAACAACUGAGAUGGAUUUGUUGGAAAGGGUUUCCUUCUAAAUACAUUCAAAACAACUUUCACAUGGAAAAUGUAAUUGCAAUUGAAUUAAAACAUAGUCAUCUUCAACUUGUCUGGAAACAAUCCCAGGUCUUAAAGUGGUUAAAAUUUCUUAAUCUUAGUCACUCCAAGUACUUGAGAGAAACACCUGACUUUUCUGGAUUACCAAGUCUAGAAAAACUCAUUCUAAAAGAUUGCCCAAGUUUGUGCAAGGUACACCAAUCCAUUGGAGAUCUCUGCAAUCUACUACUGAUAAAUUUGAAGGACUGCACAAGUCUAAGUAGUCUCCCCAGAGAGGUAUAUAAAUUGAAAUCUUUAAGAACUUUCAUCCUCUCUGGUUGUUUCAAGAUUCAUAUAAUGGAAGAAGAUAUAGUGCAGAUGGAGUCCUUGAUAACUCUAGUUACUGAAAAUACAGCUGUGAAACAAGUGCCCUGUUCAAUUGUAAGGUCAAAAAGCAUUGGAUAUAUAUCGCUACGUCGAUUUGAAGGAUUGUCGAAUAGUAUUUUUCCUUCUAUCAUUCAGUAUUGGAUAUCACCAACAAUGAAUCCCGAAUCUUAUAUUCGUCCAUUUUGCAUGGAUAUAGAGAAUUAUUAUUGGCGUGACCUUCCACCAUUGCAUAAAAGCCUUGCAAAUAUUCGAAGUGUUUUGGUUCAAUGUGAUGCAGAUUUUCAACUAUCUAAGCAAGUAAAAACAAUUCUUGUUGAAUAUGGAGUAAAUUUUACAGAAUCAAGAUUGUCAAAUCGUGGCUUGAGGUUUUCUUUGAUUGGUGUUGGAAGGUACAAUGAAUUCUUCAGCACUCUCAGAGACAGCGUUUCUGAGGGAUUGGCAUGCAGUGAGUCUUGUGAAGUUUCUCUUCCAGGUGACAAUCAUCCAUAUUGGUUGUCUCAUGUGGGUGAGGGACAUUCAGUUUGUUUCAAUCUACCUCUGGAUUGUGACAUGAAGGGAAUGAUUUUGUGUGUUGUUUAUUUAUCAACCCCUGAAAUCGUGGCAGCUGAAUGUCUUAGAAGUGUCUUAAUUGUUAAUUACACAAAGUGCACAUUCCAGAUACACAACCAUGACACACUAAUUCCCUUUAAUGAUAUAGAUUGGCAGGUUAUAAUAUCAAAUUUAGGAUGUGGAGACAGAGUGGAGAUUUUUUUGACUUUUGGUCAUGGAUUGAUGGUCAAGAACACAGCUGUUUAUCUUAUAUGUGGCCAAUCAAAUGACUUGGAAAUGGAGUCUUGUCCUGAGCCAAAUGAAAAUACCUUAAAUAAUUUCAUUAAGAAAAUGGUGAUGUGUGACUUCUGGUAAGUUGAUGUUCCUUUUUGAGAACAGAACAGGAUCCAUUGAGUUAUGGAAUUCAAUCCUAGUGUCGUUGUUUA
Messenger RNA from Vigna unguiculata (cowpea), 3223 nucleotides. Its product is annotated as disease resistance protein RUN1-like. NCBI's taxonomy places the organism in Eukaryota, Viridiplantae, Streptophyta, Magnoliopsida, Fabales, Fabaceae. The record is from RefSeq and is a predicted model, not a curated record. Gene Ontology annotation, molecular function: ADP binding. Gene Ontology annotation, biological process: defense response.